This is a messenger RNA of Oryza sativa Japonica Group (Japanese rice), 444 nucleotides long. Lineage: Eukaryota; Viridiplantae; Streptophyta; Magnoliopsida; Poales; Poaceae. The record is from RefSeq and is a predicted model, not a curated record.
AUGAUACUAGCGGUGCUCUUCUCCAACUCCGACGGCAACAUCCUCAUCGAGCGCUUCCAUGGUGUUCCCGCGGAGGAAAGGCUGCACUGGCGUUCUUUCCUCGUCAAGCUUGGCGCCGACAACCUCAAGGGGGCCAAGAACGAGGAGCUCCUCGUUGCCUCUCACAAGUCCGUCUCUAUUGUUUAUACAAUGAUUGGGGAUGUCUGCCUGUACAUUGUUGGCAAGGAUGAAUAUGAUGAGCUUGCUCUGGCCGAGGUGAUAUUUGCAAUCACAUCGGCAGUGAAGGAUGUAUGUGGGAAACCGCCUACGGAGAGGCUCUUCCUUGACAAAUACGGGAGGAUCUGCUUGUGCCUUGAUGAGAUUGUUUGGAAGGGUCUGCUGGAGAACACGGAGAAGGACAGAGUCCGGAGGUUGAUCAGGCUAAAGCCGCCCGUUGAGCCAUGA